AUGGGUUCGACGGGUAAAAAACAUAAAAGUGAAAAAAAAAAGAAAAGAAGUAAAUCUCCGGAAAGACGUGAAAAACAUCGGACUCAUAAGCGGCAUCACAGGGAUAGAAAAAGAAAAACUGAAUAUAUUGAAACAGAGGAUUUAGUUUCCUCGUCUUCCAACAGUGAAGUGGAAGAAAUACAUGCGCCACCACCUCCGAAAAUAUCCAAGUUAUCAGGUUUGAUGUCUCCUAGUUCCAAGCCCUCUAAAGAUCUUGCUCCUCCACCUCCUGUCAUAUCGGACACAGUGUCAGAUGGAAAAUCUCAUGAAUCUUUGUCCAUUGAAGAAACAAAUAAAAUAAGAGCUAAACUCGGUUUGAAACCAUUAAAAGUAUCAACAAAUGAUGAAAAUCAAAGUGGAAAUGAAAAAGAUAGUUCAUUGCAAUCUGAAAAUGAAUUUGUUCAUAAACCAGCCACUAAUUUUGCAGACAAAAUCAAAGGAGAAAAAAUUAAAGAAAGAUUAUCGGAAAGGAAAGAAAAAAGAGAAAUUGAAAAGAAACUCAAAGCUUUUAAAGGGCUAGGAGAUGAAAGCGAAAGUGAUGAAGAUGUAAAAAGUUGGGUGAAGAAAUCGAGGCAAAAAGAAUUGGAAAGAAAACAAGCAGAAGCUAGAGAAAAACUGCUGGAUGAACUUGAUGAAGAAUUUGGUGUCGGUUCUUUAGUCGAAGAAGAAAAAAAGGAUUUUCACAAAAAUGCUUACACAGCUAAAGACUUAAAAGGUCUCAAAGUUGGUCACUCCCUUUUAGGGUUUCGAGAUGAAAGUUCUUUAAUAUUGACACUAAAAGACCAAGAAGUUUUAGGAGAAGGAGAUGAUGUGCUAGUAAAUGUUAAUAUGAUUGAAAAUGAAAGGUACAAGAAAAAUAUUGAAAUUAAAAGAAAAUCAACCAAAUACGAUGAUAUGGACAAUUUUGAUGAUCCUUUAGUUGAAAAAUCAGUUUUAUCAAAAUACGACGAAGAAAUUGAUGGUCCUAAAACGGAGGAAGGCUUUCGCUUAGGUGAAGAGGAUUCUCAAUUGGAAAAAGUUAAAAGGAAGUUGGCUUUGCAAAUAAAUUGUUGGAAAGGGGACCCACCAAGAAUUAAAUCAAAAUUUAGAAACAAAAUAAAGUGCGAGCGAAAUCGAGCCAAAAAAUUAAGGAAAAAACCGAAAAUGUUAAAAGCUGAAGAUUUGCUACCUCAACAAGAAAUGACUUGGCCCUCGGAGGAUUUAGGAUCUAGGAGACUUAAAAAUUCUGUUCCUCCGGAAAAAAUUUCCGCCGCCGUGGAAAACACGAUAAAAAAAGAAUUGAUCGAAGAUGUCAUGGAUGUCGAUGAUUUACCUCCGCCAGUGGAUGAUCUUUCAGAUAUAAAACUUGAAGCCGAUGAAGGAGAAUUAGAACUUCAGCUGGCAUUGAACAAAGCAAGAAAAUUAAAAUUAAAAGAUAGGCAAAAUAAUUCUGCGGAUACCAUCGCAAAAGAAAUUAUCAACACUUCGACGAGUCAUAAUAAUGACGGUCCGGGAGGAACAAUCAUUUUAAAUUCAACCGCUGAGUUUUGUCGAACACUCGGAGAUAUUCCCACUUACGGUUUGUCGGGAAACAGGGAAGAAGACGAACAAGAAUUGUUGGAUUUUGAACGAGAAAUAAAAGAAGAGAAAAAAAAACUCACGGAUGAUAAAAAAAAUGUCGGCGCGUGGAACGAAGUGGAAUUAGAUGAACAUUCCGCGGAUUUACUACCGAAGGAAGUUUCAAUUUUGGACGCGGAACCCGACGUUGGUUCGGGUGUGGCCGGAGCUCUUCGUCUUGCCCUUAGCAAAGGGUAUUUAGAAAAAGAAACGGAAAAUCGACCUUCGGCUUCCAGAUUUGCUCACCUUCAGGCUCAAAACUAUUCGAUAGAAGAUAAAUCUCACGGGGAUGAUGAUAAAUUUGGAAGGAGAGAUCGGUACAUAGGUCCGACGACGGAUUUUAAAGAAAAAGACAAUUACAAGCCGAAUGUAAAACUUGAUUACAUUGAUGACGAGGGACACAUUUUAAAUGCUAAAGAAGCUUUCAGGUAUCUGUCUCAUAAAUUUCACGGCAAAGGCCCUGGAAAAAAUAAAGUGGAAAAGAGAAUGAAGAAAAACGAACAAGAAGGGUUAAUGAAACAAAUGAGUUCGACCGAUACGCCUUUACGAACUCUUACAAUGUUACAACAAAAACAAAAAGAAACUCAGUCUCCGGAUAAGGUAUAA
Messenger RNA from Pediculus humanus corporis (human body louse), 2241 nucleotides. Its product is annotated as U4/U6.U5 tri-snRNP-associated protein, putative. NCBI's taxonomy places the organism in Eukaryota, Metazoa, Arthropoda, Insecta, Psocodea, Pediculidae. The record is from RefSeq and is a predicted model, not a curated record. The coding region runs from base 1 to 2241 and encodes 746 amino acids. Gene Ontology annotation, biological process: mRNA cis splicing, via spliceosome; maturation of 5S rRNA. The transcript has 15 exons. Gene Ontology annotation, cellular component: U4/U6 x U5 tri-snRNP complex.